UUGACGCAAUCUUUGAAGCUUUAUCUGAAUGCACCGCAUUGCAUCCUGACAAAGAUUUUAUAGAACAAGAAGAUGAAUUUUAUGGCAAUGGUGAUAAUAAUGAAUGGUUCACAGCUGCACCAAGCGAUGAACAAGAACUAAGUGAAGUCGGAAGUGCAUCAUUAGCAUAUUUGGAUUCUAUUAUUGAUCAACCAAACUUGACAGAGCAACAAAGAACAUCUCCAGACACAAAUGAACAUGAUGAAGAGAUGUUUGAGGAUGCAGAAGAAUAA
This is a messenger RNA of Scutellospora calospora, 272 nucleotides long. Lineage: Eukaryota; Fungi; Glomeromycota; Glomeromycetes; Diversisporales; Gigasporaceae. The record is from the annotation of a GenBank genome assembly.